Messenger RNA from Microthlaspi erraticum, 276 nucleotides. Lineage: Eukaryota; Viridiplantae; Streptophyta; Magnoliopsida; Brassicales; Brassicaceae. The record is from the annotation of a GenBank genome assembly.
AUGGUGGAGAGAGACUUCGUUUACCCAAAGUGGGAUGAGGAUAAGGAAGACCCGCGUGUAGAUGAACUCAUCAACGCGCUGUAUGGAGACCUGGGCCGGUGGAGGUGGAAGCCGGCGGACUGGAAUCCUCAAGGUGUUCUGGUGAAGAAUCCUAUACCCCCGGAGUCUGCGAAGAGGAAAAGAGCCUCUGCCCUGGAGAUGAAAUGCAGAAGAGGCAGUGUCCUGAGAGCGUAUCCUCUGCUGAAGAUGGCUUCAGUCGCUUCGAGGAGAAGAUGA